GGUAUGCCAACGCAAUAUCCACGAGGCCCAGUCUGAGACAUGCUCGAGAUGUAACCGCUCGAACCCUGACAGGUCUGGGCCCGGCUGCUUUUGCUGGUCCAGGACUUCAGAUGUGACAUGCACUGCAGAAUUACACCAGCACGGAACAUGUCGCCCCCUCCCCCUGUUAUGAAGUCAUGCGCGGGGAGCUCUUGUGGCUUGAUGCCUGCUUCUUCUGCCUCUGUACUCACCACCAUCCUGUCAUCAUGCAAUGAUCUCCUCCACCGGGCGGGACGAGACACGAUCGAGAUGGGUGUGGCUGUGACGUAAGGCUGGAGAACCACUACCAACCCCUUUCCACAGAUGACGUUCCUGGCCAGCAAGUUGUCGACAGCCUACUGUAGCUGCCGCCAGGCCGGAGCCCCCCAGGGUCCUUCGAACUGGUGGUUUGGACGCAUAUAAGCUGGCGUCGCAGGCAAAUCCAGGCUGUUGGAUUGGUCUCUGCCAUCAUCCCAAGCUGAGAAAACACAAAAGGUCCAAAUCAACUAUCGUAUACCCGAAAAGAUUCCCCCCUGAUCCCCCAUCGUAUUUUUCAAAUCGCAUCUUUAUCGUGUUCUCUGACUGAAUAAUCACACACCAAACUUAUAUCAUCACACCAUCAACGCGAACCAAGUGUCAUCAGACCCCAUACCAUAUUCACGUGCUCUAAUCAUCAACAUGUCGGAGACUCAACCACCAGGAGGUUGGCCAUGGGGCAAGAACAAGCAGCAGCAGUCAUCCAAGGGCGAUGACGCGUCCGAGGCCCCCACCAGUACAGCCCAGCACCAACUCCAGGACAAGGGCAUCCAAGAGCCAGAAGUCCUUCAGGAGGGCGACAAUGCUCAAUCUCAAGUACAAUCCAAAGUCGGGGACGCCAAGUCGGCCGCCGGCAGUGCCGCCAACAAGUCAGUCAGGUACGAGGAUGAUGAAGUCAAGGGUCCUGGUAGUAACACCAGCUUCAGCAGGAACGCCAAGGAGCCCAGUGUCUUGUCCAACGGCGUUGACAAGGAUGAUAUUUCUGAGAAUGCCAAUGAGGCAGUCCAGAACGUGCAGGAGACUGCCUCAUCCAAGAAGGACGACCUCCCUGAGGAUGAGGGCAAGGACAUGACUGAGCCGAUAGAGCAAGCCGGAGAAGAGGCCACUCAGGCCGGUGAGGACACCCAGAAGGCGCAGUCCCAGACCGGCUCCAAAUUCUCCAGCUUCAUGGGCGGCGCCAGCAGACUUGUUCCUUCAUUCGGAGGUGGCAGCAAGAAGUCUCAGCAAGACGACUCGGAGAUCCCGGAGUCCAUCCGCAAGAUCCAGAGCCAGAUCGGCGACACAGGCACCAACUUGACCAUGCCGGGCGAGAGCUCUCAAGCACAGACCCUGGGAUCCGACCAGAAGAGCGGUACCGAGGCCACCACCGAGGAAGGGAUUACUCCGGCCGAGACCGACGACCAGGCAAUCACUGAGCAGGCAACUACCACGGCAAGGCCCGAGGACAGUCAGUACACCGAGGGUGACGGACUUGACGGCGAGGAACUAGGACCUGACGACUCGGUCACCUACGCUGCUGACAACAGCCAAAAGCUCCCAGGUGACGAGCAAACCGAAGGCCAAACUGAGGCUGAGAGCACACUCCGCCAACUGCCCGAGGGCACCCAGUUGCCCGAAGGGUACACGGCCUCUCAAAUCGACCUGAACGACCUCCCAGAAGGUACCCAACUCCCAGACGGCACCCAGAUCCAGGGAUCCCAACUCCAGGACGGCACCCUGGCCGACUCUCAGCUCCAGGAGGGCACCACCCAGUAUGAGGGUACCCAGUACGAGUCCCAGCCCGGUACUACCCAGUAUGAGGGUACCCAGGCUCCGGAGACGGAGGUCGGGACCCAGGCUGAAGGUACCCAAGCCGCUGAGGGUACCCAGGCUGCUGGCUCCGAGGCCCAGAUCCCCGACGACCAGCAGACGGAAUACACGUAUGCCAGUGGUUAUCCGACAGCCACCGUGCAGCCUGAGGCUGAGAUCGAUUACUCGAUCCUCAAGGGUGCCAAGGUUAACAAGACGGGCAACGUCGUCAAUGAGAAGGGCCAGGCUAUCGGCCGCAUUACUCAGGGUAUCAUGUCGCACCUCAUCGGCCGAAAGGUAGAUGAGAAUGGCAUCAUCUGGAACGACAGCGGCAAGGAGAUUGGUCGUGCUGAGCCAAUCCCCGACAAUGAGCUGCAAGACCUCAUGGAGUCCAAGCCGUUUGAGUCCUUCGAGGGCAACACCAUCGACGGCAAGGGCAAAGUCAUGUGGGAGGGCCAGCAAGUUGGUCAGGUGAUCGAGGGCGACCUCAAGGUCCUUCAGGGCAAGACCGUCGAUCCUGACGGUGAAAUUCUUGACAAGGCCGGCAAUGUCAUUGGCAAGGCCGAGCGCUGGGAAGAGGAGGAGGUUGAGCCGGAGGCUGAGGUUGAGAUUGACAAGUCCAUUCUUGCCGGCAAGCGCGUCAACAAGAACGGCAACAUCGUUGACUCCGCCGGCGUCAUCUUCGGCCGGGUCGUCGAUGGUGAUGUUUCCAAGAUGAUUGGCCGCAUGUGCAACAAGAACGGUGAGAUCCUCAGCGAGUCCGGCGACGUUAUCGGACACGCGGAGCUUGUCACCGAGGGCGAGCGUGAGGGUUCCAAAGAGGGCAUCUUCGCUCAGCUCAGCGGUCUGACCGUCAACAAGGAGGGCCACGUUGUUACUCCUGGCGGCGACAUUGUCGGCCGUCUCGUGGAGGGUGACCCCAAGAAGCUCUCUGGCCGCACGGUCGACCAGGACGGUGACAUUCUCGACAGCAACGGCAACGUCAUCGGCAAGGCCGAGCGCUGGGAGCCCGAGGAGGUGGAGAAGAAGGUCGGCGCCCUCGCUGGUCUGCACGUCAACCAGGAGGGUAAUGUCGUCGACACCAACGGUAACAUCAUCGCCAAGCUUACCAGCGGUGACCCACUUGUCUGCUCUGGCUUGGAGAUUGAUGACGAUGGCGAUGUCAUCAACAGCAAAGGUCAGGCAGUCGGUCACGUCAACAUGCUCUCCGAGAUUCCCCAAGAGGAAGAAGUCGGAGAGACCGAGGAGGAGAAGGAGGCGCGCUUGCAGGCGGAGCAGGACAAGAAGCUUGCAACCCAGAUGGCCAUGUGCUUGGAGCAGUGCCUCGACAAGGUCAAGCCCAUCUGCAAGAUGAUCACCAACAAGAUCGAGGCUGAGGAGCGUAAGCCCGAGGAAGAGCGUGACGAGGAGGCUCUAGUCAGGGAGGUCCGCCCACUCAUCGAGGAGGGUGGUAACAUCCUGCGCGAGGCGCACGGUGUCAUCCGCGGCAUCGACCCCGACGGACACAUCCAGGCCAACGCUAAGCACAAGUCUGGUACCCGUGAGGCCACUCCCGAGGAGUUCCACCUUGCUGAGGUUAUCAAGGAGCUUACCACCAACGUCACCGAGACCAUCGACGGCGCCAAGCGCAAGCUGGAGGGCAUGCCCCACGCCAAGAAGGAGCUCAACCCCCUGUGGGGUCUUCUGGGCGAGCCUCUCUUCCAGAUCAUCGCCGCCGUCGGUCUGCUGCUCACCGGUGUUCUCGGCAUCGUGGGUCGCCUGCUCAGCGGUCUCGGCCUAGGCGGUAUCGUCGACGGCCUCCUGGGCACUCUUGGCCUCAACAGGCUGCUCGAUGGUCUUGGACUAGGUUCUUUGACCAAGGCCCUGACAGGCAAGGACAAGAAGAAGAAAUAAAUGAAACGCGCAAGCCCCCUCUGGUUUCUUCCCGGGAACUUUUGAUAACGAAGAGCACUAUUGGACUGUUAUAAUUCACGAUGGUAAUUUAUCCAUUGGGGGGAAUCGGGUAAAAUGUUUUGGGACCUUGAAAGGGAAGUUGAUGGUACGCUUUGAUGGAAUGCGACUACGAUCUUAACGUCCAUGUAUCUUAGUAUGAUGUAUGAUUUCAGCGGAUUAAUCAAAUAUCUAAUCUAACAAACCAAAUUAACACUUG
Messenger RNA from Diaporthe batatas, 3991 nucleotides. RefSeq lists its product as uncharacterized. The transcript has 2 exons. NCBI's taxonomy places the organism in Eukaryota, Fungi, Ascomycota, Sordariomycetes, Diaporthales, Diaporthaceae. Bases 697 to 3735 code for a protein of 1012 amino acids. The record is from RefSeq and is a predicted model, not a curated record.